Messenger RNA from Pistacia vera, 1835 nucleotides. RefSeq names its product MDIS1-interacting receptor like kinase 2-like. Gene Ontology annotation, biological process: protein phosphorylation. The coding region runs from base 1 to 1719 and encodes 572 amino acids. The transcript has 5 exons. Lineage: Eukaryota; Viridiplantae; Streptophyta; Magnoliopsida; Sapindales; Anacardiaceae. The record is from RefSeq and is a predicted model, not a curated record. Gene Ontology annotation, molecular function: protein kinase activity; protein binding; ATP binding.
AUGUUGCUGGGUUUAUCUAUAUCACGGAUAUCGAGACAUGGAGGGAGACAGCAGUUACAUAUCCCGGAGAUCGGCAGGGGUCCUUCCGAGGAAAUAUCUCGUCGCGGGAACUUGGACAUGUUUCGAAACAUGAAGUGUACAGAACAAAAUUGGACAUGGCUUGAUUAUAUAAACUACUCGAAGCACAAUUCUUCUUUUUAUAACAAAAUGCUAAUUGUUCUGGUUAAAACUACGAAUCGGUAUUAUUCCCCUCCAGAGAUUGGAAGGUUGAGCAAUCUCAACAGAUUGGAUUUCUCAUUAAAUAAACUCGUUGGAACAAUCCCUUCAACUAUUGGUCAUUUGAGCAAAUUGAUCUCUUUGGAUUUGUCUGAUAACAAUUUUAUUGGAUUAAUUCCAUCAGAGAUUAGAAACCUUCAAAGUCUUACUCGUCUUUAUUUGCAACAUAACUCACUCACUGGGAACAUACCUUCUCAACUUGGAGAAAUUCAUGCCAGGCAAUCCUUGCAUAUAGAUCUUUCGCACAAUCAUCUUUCUGGAACCAUCCCUAAAUCACUCCAGACAGUGUAUUACAUUGACUUGUCAUACAAUAAUUUGGAGGGUGAAAUUCCAAUUGGUUUGCAAUCUCAAGGACAGCAACAAUUUAGUGGUAACAAAGGUUUAUGUGGCCUAGUUGAUAAAGGCUUUUCCGCUUGUCACCAAAAGAAGGAUGAAAAACCUAAACCCGAGAAAAGGACAACCAAGGUUGGAGAUGUGUUUUCAAUUUGGAAUUAUGAUGGUAAAAUUGCAUUUGAAGACAUGAUUGAAGCAACAGAGGACUUUGACAUCAAAUACUGCAUUGGAACUGGGGGUUAUGGUAGUGUUUACAGGGCACAACUACCAAAUCGCAGAGUAGUUGCUUUGAAGAAGCUUCACAGUUUAGAAACUGAGGAGUCAACUUUCCUCAACAGUUUCCAAAACGAGGCCCAUGUACUGUCCAAAUUACGACAUAGAAAUGUUAUUAAGCUUUAUGGAUUUUGUUUACAUAAAAAAUGCAUGUUUUUAAUUUAUGAGUACAUGGAGAGGGGAAGCUUGUUUUGUGUUCUACGCAACAACAAUGAAGCUAUUGAGUUGGAUUGGAGUAGGAGGGUAAACAUUGUUAAGAAUAUUGCGCAUGCCUUGUCUUACUUACAUCAUGACUGCACUCCAUCAAUCGUUCACCGUGACCUAUCAAGCAACAACAUUCUACUAAACUCUGAAUUGGAAGCAUUUGUUGCUGAUUUUGGGUUGGCUAGACUUCUACAUCCCGACUCUUCCAAUAGAACCAUAUUAGUCGGAACUUAUGGAUAUAUAGCCCCAGAACUUGCUUACACCAUGGUUGUAACUGAGAAAUGUGAUGUUUAUAGUUUUGGAAUGGUGGCACUUGAAGUAUUGAUGGGUCGUCAUCCAGGAGAACUACUUUCAUCAUUAUCAUCUUCUCCUAAUCAAAAUAUGAUGCUUAUUGAUCUCUUAGACCCACGCCUUCCAUGUCUUGCGGACACAAUGGUCGUGCAGGAUAUUGCUCUUAUUUCAAGAAUUGCAUUUGCUUGCUUAAGUUCUAAACCAAAGUCACGACCGACAAUGCAUCGUGUGUCUCAUGAAUUUCUUGGCCGCAAGACACCAUUGGAAAAACCUUUUCAUGAGAUUUCCAUCUCAGAGAUGAGAAACCAAAAUAUAUAUGCAGUUGGUGAAUCAGAGGGUUAGGCAUGGAGGUCUUUCACUGUUAUGUAGCAAUAGAUCUUUUAUUUGGCCUAUCUUUUUAGGUUUCUUCUCUUAAUGUAGCCUUUAUUUUUUUUUAAAUAUAAUAAAGUAUCUUUUCA